Messenger RNA from Lingula anatina, 1344 nucleotides. RefSeq lists its product as uncharacterized. Lineage: Eukaryota; Metazoa; Brachiopoda; Lingulata; Lingulida; Lingulidae. The record is from RefSeq and is a predicted model, not a curated record.
GAAUCGCGAGCAUAGCGAACUACCAGUAUAAAGAAGGCAUCACCUUGUCAGUGUCAACACUACCUUCCAAAUCUAAAUAAUCGUUAUGUUGCUGUGGGAUGAAAUGGAGCGUAAAUGAAAUGUACACACUAAAUAAAACACCGAGAACCAAAUGAAGGGCUGCUAUUUAUCCAUCAAAACGUGUGUCAAUAUAUUGCUAAAAGGGGCACAUGAUUAAAAUGGAGCUUCUAUUGGAGCUCAAGCGAGCUGACAAUAGACAAGUGUGUUGUUUUACUUACUAAACGCUCGUCAUUGACAACUUCAAUAUUAUCAUACUGUUGGCUGAAGGCCUUCUAGCCUCUCAUUAUACGUUAGGGCUUUAUUUAACUAUUUGCUGGGUGUGGAGGGUAAAAAAACCAUAAGCACUGUUUGACAACCGACGACUCAGAUGCCAGGUCCUUAAACAUGUACAUCACGGUGCGUUUCGGUGACCAGGAACAAGCACUAUUCAACCCGCACUGUCGCAUUAUAUCACUGGUGAAUGAGAUUAAAGCCAAGUGUCGAUGCGAAGACGUUGACAUAGACCUGUGUGAUGAGUCUGGGAACGUGAAGCACCUGGGGCACCAGGCACAGUUUAAGUUUGCCAGCGACCUUCUUGUUGACAGAGAAACCUACAUUUUAAUAAAAGUGGAAAGAAAAGAUGGCGACCCCCAGUAUCUUCCACUUCUGCAAGCAGACGACGAGACGCUCUCGGAAGCGUUUUUCGCACGCCUCUCCAGCAAGGACGACGAGUUGAAGGUGUAUGGGAGGCGAGGGCGUGCGGCGUCUCGAGACGUCAGGCGUGGGUCGAAGGAAUACCUUAAACUUAAGCAGCUUGGUGACAAAAGCAGCGUGAAAUCUAAGUCUCCUACGCAAACCAGGACCAAGUCAAGACAAAGCAGUAAAUAGAUGAAAGUACAUCGAUACAAAGGACCUGGGCCUUUUACAUCGACUGAAGUUGGUUAUUCUAUUACAACGCCAUGUAAAAUGCUACGCAUCAUUUUUCAUUUUCUUUUUAGAAUUUUUAAAAUGCAAGAUCUUAUGCUUACGUAUACAGAACUGACGCAAGCCAGACUUUCAGCGUUAAGUUGCCUCAUUACUUGACAAAAAUAACUCUUGCUCAAAACUAUUAAAAAAUAAACUACGCAAUUGAAAAACAGAAAAAGUAUGCCUAUUUUCAUAUAUUAAUAAUCAAGGGAGAUGCUUUUAUGAUUUAAGUAUGAGCACCACGUCAAAUAUCAACCCAAGGUUGAUUGUACUCGUUGGAUACACAUUUCUCGUUACGUUAAAAUCACAUUACCAUCUGCCAUUUUUACACUUAAAAAG